This is a messenger RNA of Rotaria socialis, 1416 nucleotides long. The record is from the annotation of a GenBank genome assembly. Lineage: Eukaryota; Metazoa; Rotifera; Eurotatoria; Philodinida; Philodinidae.
AUGAAAAAGUAUCCACAUCAGAAUCAACCGAUAAAGAAGUUCACACAUGCAUCAUCGGCUAAAAUGCAUAGGAAAGUUUAUUCAAGUGCUGAUCGUGUUAUGGACAGUGUACCGUAUCCGCCAACUCAUCGCUUAACUAUUAAAGACAUUUUUGGUACUAGUGAAAAACCUAAUCUUUCACUGCUUCUUCGACAUUUGGAAGCCGAAGGUCGUCUGGAACUUGAUGCAGCAUUAACAAUUAUGAUUCGAGCUCGAGAAUUAACUGCUCGAGAACCAAAUUUAAUUGAAAUAGGUACGCCGGUCACAAUCGUUGGAGAUAUUCACGGGCAAUUCUUUGAUAUGCUAAAAAUGUUCGAAAAAGGUGGUGAUGUAGCAUCGAAUCGAUAUCUUUUUCUGGGUGAUUAUGUUGAUCGUGGUCAAUUUUCUGUCGAAGUUGUAUUGUAUUUGUGGGCAAUUAAAAUCUCCUAUCCUGAUACAUUCUUUCUUCUUCGAGGCAAUCAUGAAUGUCGUAACUUAACUGUUUAUUUUACAUUUAAAGAUGAAUGUCUGCUUAAACUCGGUGAUAUAUUCUACGAAGAAUGUAUGAAAUCUUUCGAUUGCCUACCAAUAGCAGCAUUAGUUCAAGGUCAAUUGUUUUGUAUACAUGGAUGCAUAUCACCUGAAAUACGUUACAUACGAGAAAUAGCUGAUAUUAAUCGUACUAUUGAACCACCAACAAAAGGGCCACUCUGUGAUAUUCUUUGGGCUGAUCCAGUUGACGGUUAUGAUAAUGAAAAACUUGAACAAAGAUCAGAAAUGUAUACACAUAAUGGACCCCGUGGUUGUUCAUACAAUGUAUCUUAUAAAGCCAUGUGUAAAUUUCUUGAUGAUAACGACCUUCUUUGUGUUAUACGAGCUCAUCAAGUACAAUCAGCUGGUUGUAAAAUGUAUAAAAAACAUGAAAAAACAUUAUUUCCAACAUUAGUCACGAUUUUUUCUGCACCAAAUUAUUGUGAAGUGUACAAGAAUCGUGGUGCCAUUUUACGUUAUGAUGGUUCAGUAAUGCAUGUUUUUCAAUACAAAUGGGUAAAACAUCCUUAUGUUCUUCCGAAUUUUCUUGACGCAUUCCGAUGGAGUAUUCCAUUUGUUUUGGAAAAAGUAACUGAGAUGCUUUUAGCUAUAUUAAAAUAUUGUUCGGAUGAAAAUGAUAUUCGAUUAUCAAGAAGAACUCAAAUCAUUGAAAAAAUUGUUCAUUACUAUGCAUCAUUAUCUGAUGAAGCUGAACAAUCAUUAGUACUCGGCAAUGUUUUACCACCAACAACGACUCAUAUUAAUCAAGCACAUAUUGUAAGUAAAGAUCAAAUUGAUUUUCAAACGGCACAACGAAUGGAUUAUCCAAAUGAACAUUUGCCAUACAAUCAGCACCGUCUCAAAUAG